This is a messenger RNA of Brachypodium distachyon (stiff brome), 1115 nucleotides long. RefSeq lists its product as uncharacterized. Lineage: Eukaryota; Viridiplantae; Streptophyta; Magnoliopsida; Poales; Poaceae. The transcript is spliced from 7 exons. The record is from RefSeq and is a predicted model, not a curated record. The coding region runs from base 204 to 968 and encodes 254 amino acids.
UAUGCAAAUGUGUGUGUGUGUCAUCUUCCAACGACCGGAUAGACCAGAAAGGGCUAAGUGCUUUUGCUUCUGGGUUGUAUAAAUAGAGACUAGCUAGGCCAAGUGGUGGCAUCAGGGCUCAUCGAUCGUGUGCUUCUGUUGUUCUCGUUUCUCAACAUCCAGAGUUUCAGACAAGUAGCUAACGAACCUGACAACCCGUGGGGAUGGAAUCCUACAAUUCUGAAGCCAAGUUUGAUUGUCUGCUAUUUGAUAUGGAUGACACUCUCUACCCAUUGAGCUUAGGAAUCAACCUAGCCUGCCGCAAGAACAUACAAGACUACAUGGUGAACAAGCUUGGGAUCGAAGAGAGCCUGGUUCCGAAGAUGUGCCUGGACUUGUACAAGGAAUAUGGAACUACCAUGGCCGGUCUGAAGCUUUUAGGCUACGGUUUCGACUACGAUGAAUUCCACGCUUGCGUCCAUGGCACUUUACCAUAUGAGAAGCUGAAGCCUGAUCCCGUCCUGAGGAACCUACUGCUUUCAUUACCACAGAGGAAACUAAUAUUCACCAACUCUGACAGAGCACACGCGGCCAGAGUCCUGGAGAAGAUGGGGCUGGAGGGGUGCUUCGAGGGGAUCAUCUGCUUCGAGACCCUGAACCCGUCUGCUGCUGGCCCAGCAGCCUGUGACGAGGCGGCCAGGGUGCUGUGCAAGCCGUCGCUGGAGUCCAUGGAGGCCGUCGUGGAAAUCGCCAAACUGGACCCCAAGAAGACGGUGUUCUUCGACGACAGCGCGCGCAACAUCGCGUCGGGAAAAGCCGCCGGGUUCCACACCGUCAUCGUGGGAAGCUCGGCGUUGGUGGCGGGCGCGGACGUGGCGCUGGAGAGCAUCCACAACAUCAGGGAGGCACUGCCGGACCUCUGGGAGCCCACGGCGGAGCAACAAGCCGAACUUCGCUCCGCCGCCAUGGAGACCCCCGUGCUCGCCUGAGAGCCGCACGGCCAUGGCUCUUCCGCCGUUCAUCUGCUACUGCUAGUCGUGAACCCUCGAUGUCAUGAAUUAUCGAUGUGAUUAUGUGUUGUACUUACUACGUAGGGCAACGAUAUUGUGAAUGAAUGAAACGUACCUUAACAAUAA